This is a messenger RNA of Solanum dulcamara, 1173 nucleotides long. RefSeq lists its product as uncharacterized. The record is from RefSeq and is a predicted model, not a curated record. Bases 70 to 1035 code for a protein of 321 amino acids. Gene Ontology annotation, cellular component: chloroplast. Lineage: Eukaryota; Viridiplantae; Streptophyta; Magnoliopsida; Solanales; Solanaceae. The transcript has a single exon.
GAGCAAAUGUUCCCAAAAUUGUAUUUUCUUUCCAAAACUCUAUCCCCUUUGACAAGAAUUUGACUUCAAAUGGCUUCCAAUCUUCUAAAAUUCCAUACACAAUCUAUCCAAAUUUCCCAUUCUUACAAAAGUUCCUUGAGCUCUUUAGGAUCAAAACAACAACUUAACCAUCUUUAUCACUCUGUUUUCUUCAGAAAACCCAAGUCAGAAUUUUCACCUCUUCAAUGUUCACUUUCUUCUCCUACCCCACCUACAACCAAAGAAGAUGCCAUUUCUCAAGCAAAAUUCUCUCUUUCAACCACUUUAGAGAAACCCCUUAACAAUCCCAAACUCAUUGGGAGAAUCAAGAAACUCAAACAACCAAGAUUUCGUGUUGAAAUUCCAGUUGUUGAUGACUCCUCCUCUGCACUUUCCCAACUUGCUCUUGAUAUUUUUGGAGAAAUGCCCAUAAAAAAGAAAUCCCCAAAAAUCAAGAUUCUGCUUUUAUGGCCUAACCAAAGCUUAACCCAAGCUGCACAAACAGCCUUUGAGAAGAAAUCUUCAAACCCCAUUAUUGAAAAUUUAGAUAUUUCAUCAAGAAUUGAAAUUUCUGCAGAUGUGACAGUGUUUAUGGCUCCAGAGGCUUCAAGAUUGACUGUAAUGAAGGAAAUUGCUGAUACAUUGUACCCAAAGCCUUUGGUGAUUUUCAAUCCUAAAUGGGGUUUUGAUGAAGAGAGUAGUUUUGGUGAGCUGAGUGGAUUUGUGAGUUCAUUUGAGGUUGUGUAUUCAUUUAUGGGAUUGGAGGUUAGAGGGAUAUUGAGUAAUAGAAAAGGGGUGAUGUUUAAAUGUGUUAAAGAUGGUGUUUUGAGUGGUGAAAAAUGGUAUGUGUUUGUUGAAGAAGAUGGAGAGUUGAAGGUGGUUUCAAGGUUUAAAACAAGGCCAUCAAUUGUUGAAGUUGAGAAUGUUUUGUAUAACUUGAUGGCUGUGAAUUCGCCAAUUACGAAAUCAGCAAAGUUCUUGAAGGAUUUGAUGUCAAAUGUAAGGGGAAAAAAGUAAAAGCACAAGUUAUUCAAGGUAUUAGAACUCACAUCUUUUCAACUUUGUGUAGCUUUUGUUUGUUUUAUCAAUACCCUCGAAUAGUAUUGUGAUUGUUUUGGAUUGAACCUUUGCAAUGAUAUUAUUGUUUCGAGCCUA